AGACUUAUCCAGUAACGUGUGCCGUCCGGAAGAAUAUAUCGGUGCACCAUAGAAAGUAUUGAGUUAAAAUUCCGAUCGUUUAAAUAACGAACAAACUUGUUUGCAUGAUUGUGUCGAAAAAUAAUCUCGAAAAUGUCUGAGGAGGACGGUAAGAGCCAGGGCAUGAAGGUCAUGGGGAUCCUUGACAUCCAGAAUACGCCUUGUGCUCGGGAAUCUAUUCUACAUGGUGCAGGUGGUUCACUGGUGGCAGGGUUAGUGCACUUUUUGGCAACAAGUAGAGUAAAGAGGUCGUUUGAUGUGGGUGUUGCAGGAUUCAUGCUUACGACACUGGGUUCAUGGUUUUACUGCAGAUAUAAUAAUGCCAAGGUGCGUGUACAGCAAAGAAUUAUUCAGGAUGGCAUAAAAAAUAAAGUCAUGUAUGAAGGCACAAAUUUAGACCCCAUACAGAAGAAGAGAGGGGAUCAGUAAAAGUUCCUUGUCUGAGAACAUAUUAAUGCCUUCAAUGUGAAUGAUACUUUAUUUAUUGUACAGUGAAAUGUUUGUAAUGUUUUAAUUAAAGCUGAUACAUUGAAAAUUUCAA
Puntigrus tetrazona (Sumatra barb) is the source of this 580-nucleotide messenger RNA. RefSeq names its product cytochrome c oxidase assembly protein COX20, mitochondrial. Lineage: Eukaryota; Metazoa; Chordata; Actinopteri; Cypriniformes; Cyprinidae. Gene Ontology annotation, biological process: mitochondrial respiratory chain complex IV assembly. The transcript is spliced from 4 exons. Gene Ontology annotation, cellular component: mitochondrion; mitochondrial inner membrane. The record is from RefSeq and is a predicted model, not a curated record. Bases 133 to 468 code for a protein of 111 amino acids.